CUCAGUUCAGUUUGGCGCGCGAAACUUGACAACCGCGUUUGUGUUUUUUUAUUGAAAGGACUUUGUUGUGGUCUGUGGUUGUGUGGUUUUUAUUUUCAUUUAAUAUUAAUCACCAUGUCUGCAAACAAGAUGUUAUUCACCUGCGUAUUUGCGACUUCUCUCCUCGCCCUUGUGGCGUCAGCUGGAAACGAGUACCUACCACCAACAAAGGGAUACAACUAUCCACGACCGGAUAUACCAUUCCCCACCACCAUUAUUAACAGGCCAACUCCACCACCAUUCCGACCAACGCCACCUCCUGUAAGACCCACGCCGCCACCACAAAGGCCUACACCACCACCACAGAGGCCCACCUACAUACCACCAGGACCAACUCCCGGACCAUCUCCAACUCCCCACGAGCAUCACCAUGAGGAUCACGAACAUCACGAACACCACCAUCACCAUGAGCCAGGCAUGCCUUUUGACUUCGCUUAUACUGUGAACGAAGACGGCAAUGAUUAUAGCCACAACGCCAUCUCUGACGGAGACAUCACUCGAGGGCAAUACCGCGUCGCCUUACCCGAUGGACGUACACAGAUCGUCAAAUACACAGCCGACUGGAAGAAUGGUUUUAACGCCGAGGUUUCGUAUGAAGGCGAGGCAAGCUACCCAGACCAGCCGAACGGCAUCCGAACUGGUGGUCAGGCGUACGCCCCUCCUAGCCAAGGAGGCGGUUACCAGUAUUAGAAUUAACCUUAGAUAGAUGACGCUGUAAAUAAUAUCUUUAUGACUCACCAAAUAAAUCCAUGAAAACGGUUUUGAGAAAUUUAAACAAUUUACCAGAUUUUUAUACCUGUGAUAUUUUAUGGUUAUAUAUUACAAAUCGAUAAUUAACUGUACACAAUUGUUACCAAUAUCAAAGUGAAAAAUUAUAUUUUUUAUUUAGUUAUUUUGUAAAUUUUUUUCAAUAGAAUCACAAUAUGUUUAACCAUGAAAGUAGUAUAUUUUUUAAGAUGGAGCUGUGUAACUUAUAAACACAAAAUGCAUACCAUCUAAAUACAUUACAAUAAAUGAUAAAAUAUACAAAUAACAACUAAGUAACCAAACAGUAGUUAUAAUAUGUAAAAAAUAUUACAUCAAUAUUUGUCCUUUAUGCUCACACACCUGGGCUGACCAAAUAUAUAAUCAAAAGAUUUUGGAAAUCUAUUGAUAAUCGGAUAAACUAAAACAAAUAUAUUUUGUAAAAUACUCAAUACCACUGCCUUAAAUAAGCUUAAUUAAGACACUUAUUUAAUCUUAUAUUCUUUGUUUAAUGCAAAUAAAUAUAUUUUUAUUAAA
Messenger RNA from Pieris rapae (cabbage white), 1320 nucleotides. It is a transcript of the gene Cpr50Cb, whose product is annotated as endocuticle structural glycoprotein SgAbd-1-like. The coding region runs from base 115 to 729 and encodes 204 amino acids. The transcript has 6 exons. Gene Ontology annotation, cellular component: extracellular matrix. The record is from RefSeq and is a predicted model, not a curated record. Lineage: Eukaryota; Metazoa; Arthropoda; Insecta; Lepidoptera; Pieridae.